AUGUCUUUUAAAUCAUGGGGUGGAUCAAAAAAAAAGUCUUCUUCUUCAUCAUCUGCUGAAGACUCACGUGGAACUUACUACCCCCAUCAUCAACAACAACAACAACAACAACAUCAACAACAGCAUCAACAGCAUCAACAACAUGAUAGCUUGUACCAACCACAAGCUGUAAACCCUUAUGCUCAUACAGCUACUGGAACAGCUGCCCCCAAUCCUUAUGCAAAUGGAACUGGUGGUACUGGAAGUUUGAGUGUGGGUUCUAUUUCUGCAGCCAACAUGGCGCGCAGACCGAGUCCCAACCCAGGCAUGCAUCAACAACCGUAUCAACAACGUUCACAAUCACAACAGCAUUACCCUCAACCUCAACGAUACCAACAACAAACUCCUCCCCCACAACAACAACAGCAACAACAAUAUCGAUUCCAACCUCCUCGAGCUGCCUCUGUGGGAGGAGCAGUAGGAGUAGGAGUAGGAGUAGGAGCAGGAGCAGGAGCAGGAGCAGGAGCAGGAGCAGGCGUUGCAGAUCUUAAUAGUGGAUAUAACUUUAACAAUGCAGUGAAUGCUGGAGGACCCUCGAGAACAUACACACCUACGCCACCACCACCAGGAACAGGUCCAGACGCUGCAGGAACAUGGAUGUCACGUAACAGUAGUGUAUCAUCAUUGUCACCACGGACGUCUCAGUUUGAUCAGCAACAGCAACAGCAGCAGCAGAAACAGCUACAUUCACAGUCACAGUCACAGUCACAGCCACCGCCACAACCUAGUGAGCACGUGCUAGCGCAGCAGGAACCCGUAUCAUCUGGUGGUAUUUCGUCGGUACUUUCUGGAGGAUUUUUUUCACGGUUCAAGUCAAGUAUUUCAAGUGCCACUCAGCAAGUAUUUUCGCGUGAUGUGGAUGGCGAUACGGAUGAUGACACAUUGAUUGCUGGAGCCUUGGUUCGGUACUAUGCUGAAAAUGGGACUGGAGUAAUCCCCUCAUGGCUUGCAGAUGCAAAAGCUACCCGGACUUAUAAUGCUAAAAUGGGUGGGGCUACUGUUAACAUUGCACAUGGUUCAAAUGGAGUUAUGAGUUCACCGGGAUCAUUUUCCGGGUCUUUGGCCGGAGCUCCUGGUUCUAAUGAAGUGUACUAUCCUCACCAUCAUAAUCAUAACAAUAACAACAGCAUGCAACAACAACGUGCAUAUUCUACAGCUACCGGGGCUGGGAGGUACGGUGGUGCAGGUGCGUCUCAGCUUCAGGAUAUUUAUCGUAAAGCUUCAGCUGCAGAGCUGGCAUAUGGAGGAAAUGCGGGAGCAGGAGCGGGAGCAGGAGCAGGAGCAGGGGGUUUACAUGGUGGCAACGUGUCGGGUCCGGCGGGCCGGGCUGCAUCGUCGCCGGCUGCAACAGGAUACCAAUACAUGUCAUGGAGCGCCAACAAGUCUGGAGUUACAGGAGUUGGAGCAAACAAUAACAAUAAUAAUAAUAAUAAUAAUAACGGUGCAUCAUCUGCAAACAGGUUUAGAGAUAGACUCAAGUCGGCAAGACCGUCAUUGGAUCUGGGUGACCAUUAA
Messenger RNA from Magnusiomyces paraingens, 1554 nucleotides. RefSeq lists its product as uncharacterized. The record is from RefSeq and is a predicted model, not a curated record. Lineage: Eukaryota; Fungi; Ascomycota; Dipodascomycetes; Dipodascales; Dipodascaceae. The transcript has a single exon. Bases 1 to 1554 code for a protein of 517 amino acids.